AUAUACCCACAAUUCCUUUUGUGUGUUCCCGCGGUAAAGUCGCAAAGGUGCACGGGCGGUGGGCUGUGAAUUUUUGGGUCAAAUGCCCGGAAUUUAAAUCGAUAAGUGAUAGUGGAUGAACAAGAAUGGCACCACACAGGCAUCCCAAUACCAGGUCCGUCCAGCGGAACCCGAAAUUCGAGCAACUUCAAGCCGAUCAUGAACUGUUUCUCCAGGCUUUCGAGAAACCAACUCAGAUUUACAGAUUUCUACGAACAAGAAACCAAAUUGCACCCAUAUUCCUUCAUCGAUCAUUAAGUUACAUGCCUCGGAGAUGCUUGAGGGCCAACACCAGGAAAUCCUUCAAACCUGACAGCCUGCUUGAUAAAGAAGAAACUAAGCUGAAGCGGGCCACAUCAGCCGACAGAACACAUGGAGAGUUUAUGAAUGUAUUUUUCAAUGAAUUCCAUCAAAGUACAGAAUUGACCAGUGAAAGUACUGUAACUGUUGAGGCUGUCGUACUUAAAGUUUGUCACAAACGAAGAAAGGAUGUAGCAUCACCAGUCAAGCAGAUCUCGCUCGGCAAGCAAAAGGUGCCCGUCAACAGCGUUUCCACGGCGACGAGCCCCGACCAAUCACCAUGCCUCUCUGUCCCCAGCAGUACUUUCAGCUCGUCCAACGGUCAAACCGUCAAGUCCUUCAUAUUGCUGCUCAAGGUCCAAGGUGAAAGGUCGCUCGGCCGGGAAUGGUCCAGCGGCGAUAAUCUAUGCAACGGAGAUGUCAGUGAAGAUCAAGAUGAGCAGCCCACCAAACGGCGUCGACUCAUGCGCCGAGAUCACUCGCCUGGACACAGCGACACGUUCACCUACACCUCGGAACUCCUGGUGCUAGACCGAGACAACUGCCUGCUCACCAACGGAGACUACGAGGUCGCUAUGCAGGAGGUCAGGCCAAAGAUCACCGCCAACGGCAAGCAUGCAUCAUGGGAAACGCUGAUGGAUGGGAAACCUGUGGCCCCCUUUGAGUCUUUCCAAGACCAGCCCACUUUGAAGUUCCAUCUCAAGUGGAGCGAGACGGCCCUGCGGUCGUCCAGUCACCUCCCGUCAUCAUCCAGUAACCAUCGAGCUGCAUCGCUACCAAGCCUAGGGAGCUUGAGUAGUCAUUCCAACGGUCUUCCCACCCAGCCUGCAGGCAGCAGUAACGGCGUUGCACUCAGAGAAGAUGCUGGCAGUGAAUCAGGCUCAGCCAAUGAUGACACCACUACCGCAACCGCCACUCACAGGUCCCCGGUCCGAAUCAAUGCCUCCAAGCGGGAUCCCACCUCUGCCACCAACAGCGGCGACUUCAACACCCCUCAACAUGUCUUCUACCAGUUCCUGUACAACAACAACACGCGGCAGCAGACGGAGGCCAGGGACAACAUGAUGUGCCCCUGGUGCUCGGUCAACUGCUGGCAGCUGUACAGCCUGCUCAAGCACCUCACCAUGUGCCACAGUCGAUUCAACUUCACCUACGUGCCUUGUCCAAACGGAGCUAGAGUAGACGUGACGAUCAACGAGCACUAUGACGGUUCGUAUGCCGGUAAUCCACAGAACCUGACAUCUCACACUGGCUAUGCAUUCCAUAGGAACGGUCCCUGCAGGCGUAGUCCUGUCACUCAGAUCCUUGUCGUCAAACAUACCAAGCGGCCUCUGGGAACGCUGUCUGAAUUCCAGGAAGGAGAGAACAAAGACUACCUCAUCACUAGACCACAAAUCUCAGGACACAAUAGAAUGUACUUCCACACCCAUUCGCUGCAACCAGUUAGACCUCAGGAGAUGGACUUGGACAGCGAGGAUGAGAUUGACCCGCUGUGGCUGCAGCAGAGAACAAGCAUGAUGAUUGAUGAAUUUACUGACGUGAAUGAAGGGGAGAAAGAACUGAUGAAGCUAUGGAACCUACACUGUAUGGAACACAAUUUCAUCGCAGAUAGCCAUAUCCCGCUUGCCUGCCAGCUUUUCAUCGAGAAGCGCGGCCGGGAGCUGCUCGGGAGCAACCUGUACCGGAACUUCCUCCUUCACGUCAUCAACAUGUACGACUUCAGCCUCAUCUCGCAGUCCGUCAUCGUCCGCACCAUGCUGCAGCUGGACCGUCUCAAGGAGACCAUCGCCAAGGAGCAGAGGGAGGCAGUGGCCAUGGCAGCCACAGCGACCAUGACGACCACGGUCGUCAAGGAGGAAGCUAAAGAUGAUGCGGGGCCGGUAACCAAACGAGAGGAGGAGGAGGAUUCUAAUGAGAGAUUGGAGGACACCAUGGAGGAUGUGAGCCAGAGCUGAAGAGAGGAGAAGUGAUGGAGACAAUUGCUAAGGAAGAUGCGGUGGAUGCCUUGUAACUAAGGAGGUUGCUUGGAGACAGUUGAGAACUCACAGGGAACAAGAGAUGCAGCUAUAUCCAAGGAAAAGUUUUUUCUUCUAUUAUUGAGAGUACCGGUUGGAUGUCAGAGGUAGCCAUGGCAACCAAGUAAGAAGCGGAUGUUGAGGUACUUGAGGAUGUUUUUGGGAAUCCUGUCUGACAUGGUAAUCCCAUCUGCUCAGAAAGAGGAUGUUACUGAAGAAUGCCAAGGGACUGAAAUGCACAUUGUCAAUGGAUAGGAAGCUCAGUUGCGUGAAGAAACAGCCUGGUCGUUUUUAUACUCUUGUUAAUCCAACCAAAAGAGACCUCAGGAAACACGUGUUUUUAUAUAUCC
Patiria miniata (bat star) is the source of this 2704-nucleotide messenger RNA. It is a transcript of the gene suz12, whose product is annotated as polycomb protein suz12-A-like. Bases 126 to 2294 code for a protein of 722 amino acids. Lineage: Eukaryota; Metazoa; Echinodermata; Asteroidea; Valvatida; Asterinidae. The record is from RefSeq and is a predicted model, not a curated record. The transcript is spliced from 15 exons. Gene Ontology annotation, cellular component: nucleus; ESC/E(Z) complex. Gene Ontology annotation, molecular function: chromatin DNA binding.